CACAGAUGAAGUUAGAAAGAACAAGGUAAAGGAAGAGCAACAAAGACGUAAACAAAUUAUUCAGGGUUAUUCUGAGCUCAAAGAACAACUUCCGGCCACUUUACAUAAAAUUAGUAAUGCCAAAUUAUUGAAAAAAGCUGCCUCAUAUAUGGCACGAAGAACAAAAGAAGUGAAUAGUCUUGAAGCUAAAUUACAUCAACUGAAUACAAUUUGCUCCGAUUUGAAUAUAGAAUUGGAAUGCGUUAAAAA
Messenger RNA from Racocetra persica, 249 nucleotides. The record is from the annotation of a GenBank genome assembly. NCBI's taxonomy places the organism in Eukaryota, Fungi, Glomeromycota, Glomeromycetes, Diversisporales, Gigasporaceae.